Messenger RNA from Acanthochromis polyacanthus (spiny chromis), 3486 nucleotides. RefSeq names its product atonal bHLH transcription factor 1a (gene atoh1a). The record is from RefSeq and is a predicted model, not a curated record. Gene Ontology annotation, molecular function: protein dimerization activity. The coding region runs from base 1523 to 2623 and encodes 366 amino acids. Lineage: Eukaryota; Metazoa; Chordata; Actinopteri; Pomacentridae. The transcript is spliced from 2 exons.
GCCUACUUAAGAAAGCCUGUUUAUGCACAAUUUGUGACUUUGAACAGAUUUUUAGUUCAUUUAUUUUAUGCUACCAACACAACCUCUGGACCAGGAGAGUGUAUGAACCUUCCCCCCUUGAUCAUUGUGCCUCACACAUUGGGCUACUGUAUGUAGCCCAGACCUUUCUAGUGCUAAAUUGACCGUGGCAAUUAGGCUUAACAGCCAAUUGGAACCCAGCAAUUAGCCUAUUGUUCAUUGCCAGAUUAGCCUUAAAGUUUGCAUCUCAGUAAGCAUGCUUUGAUCAGCAGGCCUCAGGUGGUUUACCCAAACAGAUGUAAAAUUCCGUUUUCCUGUCUGCAGUUUUAAAGUUUAUGCUCUCAACUUGUGUCCACAUUUAAAUUGUAAAGAUUGUGUGCGUGCGCGCGUGCGUGUACCUCUGCAGCUCGUGUCAGUAGGCUACGGAAACAGUGUUGAGCGCGAGACCCCUGCUCAUGUUUCCGUUCCCCGUGAAGCCCUUUUUUUUACCGACAGGGCGUUCCGAGAGCUGGAUCAAAAGGUUUUAGAGCCGCUACAAAAGAAAAAUGGAAACUGGAGAUGAUCUUAGAAUGAAUGAAUUGACAAUGAGCACCAGAGCCCCAGGAACCACAACAUUUGUUGGCUUUUUUUUAAUACCCAAACUGGCUUUUGGUCAAAUUUUACUCACCCCAAAUAGGGUGUUUAUUUCUACAGCAUGCUCAUACUUUGAGCCACCGUUGAGGGAUGAAUUGCAGUUAUUCGAGAAAAAAUGAGAGAAAUAACCUAUAUGAUACCUGUCUUACACUUACCAUAUAGUGGCAAUUAAAAGCAUGCCUGUAACAUACUUUCCUCUUUCGGCUGAAACAUCAGAAUCAGGUGGUUUUGGUGGAAAGUUCUGAAUUAAUCAGGCUUAACUGCUCCUAAUGGAAACCAGGAAUAGUCUAUACUAAUGAAGGAGGCAAAUGAACCAUCUUGAAACUCUCCACACACACACACACACACACACACACACACACACACACACACACACACACACACACACACACACACACACACACACACACACCACCCCCACACCCACCCCUCCACAUCUCAGGUAUAGCAUGGACAGGUUAGGAAUUCUGUCCCAUGCAUGUACGUGUGUCUCGCGCUGUCCACGCUCCCUACCUCACUUGCACGUGCGUCCUGUGGGAGGGUCCCCUUACCUCCCUUUGCGUUAAACAGCCGUCCGGUGGUAACGUUAUCAUAAACAGUUCGGGGCUUCGGGGGGCCGUAAUCAUCUCUCUCGGGCUUAACCGAGACUUCUCAUUGGACGUCAACACGCGACCAGCGCGAGGAGGGGGGCUUCCAGACGCGUGCCGCUUUUUAAACCGACGCCGCGCCUCGAGACACCAGAGAAGGAGUCCCGCACGCGACAAGUCAUAUUCAACACAGUACGACAGCAGAGCAGCAGCGCGCGCCUCCUAGAACUUUUCAUUCCCCAAUUUUCUUCGGAAACAGUUGUUUUGUUUGGAGGGAAAGAAACAUGGAUGUCCUAACUGUUGAAAACUGGGGCAAAAGCGCACGGGAGGCGGCAGCCCUGGAUUCGCGGCGGCAGCAGCAGCAGCAGCAUCACGGCUGCGGAAGCCCGGGAGCGGCGGACAGAGAGAAGCAGCUCGGGCUGACGCUCGUGGACAGCGGCAGUGACCCACGCGCCUGGCUGGCUCCGUCUUCCGGCACCUGCGCGGCACACGCCACUUCACCCGAAUACCUGCGGCACUCGCCCUGCCCGAGCACCGGCUCCUAUCACGAGAGCAGCUCCCCGGGGUCUUCAGGCCAUCCCAGCCCUCCCAGCUACAGAAAAUCAGCCAAGAACCCCACCUCUUCCUCGCUCAAAGUCAGGGACCUGUGCCGCCUUAAAGGCACGAUCACUGGGCCCGAAGAGGAGGCCUCCAUGAGACAGAGAGCCCCGUCCAGCAAACCGGUCAACGGGAUCCAGAGGCAGAGGCGUGUAGCCGCGAACGCACGCGAGAGGAGGCGCAUGCACGGACUGAACCACGCGUUUGACGAGCUGCGCAGCGUCAUUCCAGCGUUUGACAACGACAAGAAGCUCUCCAAGUAUGAAACUUUGCAGAUGGCGCAGAUUUACAUCAACGCCCUGGCUGAGUUGCUACAGGGUCCAGUCUCCUCCUCCUCCAGCAGCAGCAGUAGCAGCAACGACAUCUCCAACAAUAACAAUUCGCCAAAGUGUGACAUUAUGCUUUCAUCUGCGGUUGGCUUCGACGGGGCGAAGGACAGAGCUGCACCGUCUCCCACCACCUGCAGGACGGCGGCGGGUGUCUCAGGUGGCAGCUUACCUGUUCACCUUAGCGGGAUGCCUUUCCGGUCUUCCUUCGACGAGAGUUCGUUUUCGGCCAGAGUUGAAAAAGCGAUGUGUUCGCCCUCUCCUUCGUCCUCCUCCACCCGGGCAGGCAGCUCGCAGUUCGAGAACGAAAGGAAAGAGUCUCCCCGGAGCGACGGAGAGUUUUCCCCGCACUCCCACUUCAGUGACUCGGAUGAAAUAGCGAUGGAGCUUCACUCAAGUGAAGAAGACGACCUGUCAGAACUCAAGCUACCCACCCACCAUCACCACGCUGUUUCUUUUUAAAUAAUUAUAAAUCAAUCUAACAGACUACAUUAAAGCUUCACUGUAGCCUACAGCUAAAUGAUGUCCAUAAACCGUGUCAAUCAUCCUCCCGGGCCUGCACCUGUCUGUUGCUGACAAAAUACAUUUUUAAGAAGAAUGAAUUGCUUUUUCAGAAAAAAAAGUCAUUCAGUUUUUAACAAUAAUUCUAUUUUACAUUGUCUAAAGCUUAUUUUUUAUGUGAGAUAGGCCUAAUUCGGUUCUGCCAAUACAUUUAUAUCCUAUAAUUUCCAGUUUCCAUGGAGACGUGGCUGGAAGACCCCUCUGCCAUGUCGCAUGUAGCACUGCCAUGGGUAUUUCCCACGUCUCUCCAACCAAAAAAGCUGUCUUCCACAAAAACACAUGGAUAACUACUUAUAUUUGAUAAUGUAAAGACAUGUUUUUGUAGCUCUGAUAUGAGUUUUGUUGUGAUUUAUGUUUUUAAUUGAGAAUUUGUUUGUAUAGGCUAAUGUAUUUUUUUUUGCAACUUAAAAAGUUCAUAAUGUGCACUUUAAAAUAUACGAGCCAGAGGCUUCAGAAACGAGACUUUUUUUUCAUACCAUAAACAAUAUAGUUUUUCUUUGUUUGCUAGUGUAGGACUGCCAAUUCCAUACAAAUAGCCUAUUUAAUGUAGCCAUCAUUGCUGCCUUCUUUUGUAUUUUCUUUUGUAUCUUCAGAUGUGUGUUUUUUUUUCUUUCACUGGAUGAGAUUAAUUGGUGUAUGUAAUGUAUUUAUUGCUGAUAUGUUUCAUUUGAUUUGCUUUUUAUAACUUCAUAGUUAAAGUUGCUGGAAAAAAGCAAUCAUUUUUGCCAUUCUUUAUGUUCAUUUGAUUUUGAGAAUAAAAAAGG